Phragmites australis (common reed) is the source of this 525-nucleotide messenger RNA. Its product is annotated as predicted GPI-anchored protein 58. Bases 1 to 525 code for a protein of 174 amino acids. NCBI's taxonomy places the organism in Eukaryota, Viridiplantae, Streptophyta, Magnoliopsida, Poales, Poaceae. The transcript is spliced from 3 exons. The record is from RefSeq and is a predicted model, not a curated record.
AUGGGGCCUGCGCCGGCGCCUGAGAGUCGCGCGGCAACCCCGCCGAGCCCCCAGCGGAAGAGACGGCGGGAGGACUCUGGGCCGGCGCCACCGGAUCCAGACUUCAGGAUCCCGGUAGCCAAAUGGCAAUACCGGCCGACCGCAGGCGUCAUCGUGACUGAAGGGGCGCAGGCGCCGAGGCCAGAACCAAGCCCGUCGACCGUGUCGACGCAGGCGGACGCAGGGACGGCGGGGGCGCAAACAGUCGUGGCGGCCACUGGGAGAGCGGCGGAGGCGGCGGCCGAGAGGUGGACAGAGCAGCCGUCCGAGUCCUCGGUGCCGGCGGAACCUACCCCGGGCGUGCAGAGCCCGGGGCGGACGACGGUGGAGGCAGCAGCCUUGCCGGGGCCGGCGGACGCGGCGGCCGACGCGGGGAUGCGACCGCCGUCCGAGUCUUCGGCACCGGCGGAACCUACCCCGGGCAGACAGAGCCCGGGGUGGAUGGUGGUGUGGUCCCUCGAGCUCUCGCGGGUCCGCAUCGUCUGA